CCCUUUCUACGACAUCACUUGAAAAAACAUUACUCAAAGAAUCAAGACGAUCUGGUGGAAUUCUGUGCCCUCUGCGCCGUCUCUGUCCAUCCGUUCCUUUGUUCUGUUCGUUCCCCUCGCCAGUGGCACGUUUUGUUUCCUCGUCUCGUCCCUAACAUCUCCAGCGCAAAUGGGUAACGUAGGCAGCAAUCUACCUCGGGAGCGCCACAAAUCUGGAUCGAAUGAUCCGAUUCCGGGAUCCCCGAUGAAGGACGAUCAGGCGUUCGUGUUUGACCGCAGACCACAGGCCCACGCCGUCGGGUACCCGUACGUUCGCAACGACGAGGAAAUGGAUUACUCCCGAUCGGUGCCGGAGCCGGAAUUUGCACGCGAACCGCGUCAACGUUCCAACACGAUGUCCGAAGGAACGACGCCUGCGGAGGGGCCCGGUGCCGGGGGGCCCGAAUCGGAGGUCCAGGAUGAAACGCUUCCGACGGUGUUCAAGUGGGACGGCGGAGGCAAACAGGUGUACAUCAGUGGCACGUUCUCCAAGUGGAAGGCCCUGCCGAUGGUCAAGUCUCACGGUGACUUUGUUACGAUCAUUAACAUACCGGAGGGGGACCAUCAGUACAAGUUCCUGGUCGAUGGCGAAUGGAAGCACGAUCCCAAGCUGAAAAAUGUCGAAAACGAUACGGGCAUCAAAAACAACCUGGUGACCGUGCGCCAGUCCGACUUUGAAGUAUUCCAAGCGCUAGCCAAAGAUAGCGAAGAUACCGGCAAGGAUGAGUCGAAAGAGUGGGGCACAGAUAUUCCCACCAGCAAACCGUGGGGCAAGGAAUCGGGACCGCCCGUGCUUCCGCCCCAUCUGCUGCAGGUCAUUCUCAACAAGGACACUCCACUAUCGUGUGAACCGACGCUGCUUCCGGAGCCGAAUCAUGUAAUGUUGAAUCAUCUGUACGCACUUUCGAUCAAGGACGGAGUGAUGGUUUUGAGCGCCACGCACCGGUAUAGAAAAAAAUACGUCACCACACUGCUUUACAAACCGAUCUAAGAGGACGACACGUUUCUGCAGCCGCCUUCGAACGACAUGUCGUCUGCCGCACCCUAGAUAGAAAACUAGGAACCAAGGAAAAUGUAACAAAAACAGAAUAACCAUUCGGUUCGGUCCACAUCGGUUCGUUGAACACAAAAAAGCUAGCGAAAGGGCUAUUCUUCAAUCUCCGCAAUAUUACGAUUUUCUGCGGACCGUUCAGCGGAACUAUUCUCGCGAGUGACGUAAUUGAUACGCGAAAAUUAGAUGGGAUGCGUGCCACGCCAUGAAUUCGAAACCGGAUCGUUGAUUAACGCGCAUAAGGUGCAGAGAUGCCCAAUUUAUACACUAGUUAACUCAAACAACUCAACAAAAAAGCGGCUCGCAAUGGCUGGAGAUUACCUCGUCGAGACGCGGGACGAAAAUUGGAUAGUUCUGGGCACCAGUAGGGCACCACACCACACCCAAGGCAGAAUCGGCACCU
Messenger RNA from Anopheles cruzii, 1493 nucleotides. RefSeq names its product 5'-AMP-activated protein kinase subunit beta-1 (gene alc). Gene Ontology annotation, cellular component: cytoplasm; nucleus; nucleotide-activated protein kinase complex. Gene Ontology annotation, biological process: signal transduction. Lineage: Eukaryota; Metazoa; Arthropoda; Insecta; Diptera; Culicidae. Gene Ontology annotation, molecular function: protein kinase binding. The coding region runs from base 170 to 1030 and encodes 286 amino acids. The record is from RefSeq and is a predicted model, not a curated record. The transcript is spliced from 3 exons.